AUGCGUGCAGAAGCGCAGGAGGAGGACGCUGCGUCCAGCUUGUUGCUGAAGGACAUCCAGAAGCUCCUUCGGAGCGCUUUCCGCAGCCCCUUCUCACCCCAGGACUUCCCGUCGCUGCCACGGGCGCCUGGGAAGCAGCAACAGCAUCCGCUGCAGUCCUGGGAAGGCUCUGCGAGGCGGCCUACUGCCGUGCAGGAGGAGCUGCCCGGGGCGCACAUGGAUGGAGCCAUCGCUUGGCUGCGGGCAGAACUGUUGGAGAUGCGCUUUCAGAACUGGCAGCUCGCCAGAACCUUGGUGAAUUUAAACUUGGAAAUGCAGCGACUGAAGAUUGAAAAUGAACUGUCCACAGCUUCUGAAUGUUCAACCCUGGGAAAGAUCUUGUGA
Vombatus ursinus (common wombat) is the source of this 384-nucleotide messenger RNA. RefSeq names its product alanine and arginine rich domain containing protein (gene AARD). The coding region runs from base 1 to 384 and encodes 127 amino acids. The transcript has 2 exons. The record is from RefSeq and is a predicted model, not a curated record. NCBI's taxonomy places the organism in Eukaryota, Metazoa, Chordata, Mammalia, Diprotodontia, Vombatidae.